Messenger RNA from Seriola aureovittata, 2624 nucleotides. It is a transcript of the gene sec14l7, whose product is annotated as SEC14-like lipid binding 7. Gene Ontology annotation, cellular component: cytoplasm. The transcript is spliced from 10 exons. The coding region runs from base 880 to 1899 and encodes 339 amino acids. NCBI's taxonomy places the organism in Eukaryota, Metazoa, Chordata, Actinopteri, Carangiformes, Carangidae. The record is from RefSeq and is a predicted model, not a curated record.
UUUACAUUUUUAGCCACUUCUUCUUUCCCUGCUGCACAUUUUAAAGGGACAUGUUGUAAUUUAACUCCACUGCAUUUCUUCGAGAACCAAAGUCACUCAUUACUUUUCAGAUAAAGAUUUUAUUUUACACAAAAAUCAUGUUGUUAAAAGUUAAACUCGUGUUUCUCAACAUUUUUGACUUGUGACCAUUUACAUCAAAUCUGAGUCUGGCUCAUGUUCAAAGAGGUGAAAUUAUCCAACGCUCCCACAAAAGACGUCAAGAUUGGACCCCUCAGAUUUAUCUGGUGACCCAGAUAAGGGGCCCGACCCUUAGGUUGGGACCCACAGGACUAAAUUAUGUAAGCGUAUGUGACGUAGUUAAAGCAGCUCCACCUGCAGCAGCUACGACAGUAAAAUGCUGCUGAAGCAUCGAUGACUCAGGAUCAAUGAUCUGAUAAUACCAGAUAUAAUAAUACACCAGUCACAUGGGGCACAAGAGGUCACUGCAGGGGUUCAAAGAAUGAUUAUUUUCAUAUUUAUUAAAAGAUUUUUCUCAUUUUAAAUCUCCAUCCUCGACAUCUUCAAACGUCUCGUUGUGUCCGACCCACAGAUCUUCAGUUUACUGUCGUUUUUAUGACAAAGGAAAAACAUCAAAUUCUCACAUUUAAUAAGAUGUAACCAGGGAAACGAUGAAUCUUUUAUCAAAAUAAAUCGGCUUCAGAAAGAUUUUAAAUACAUUUGCAAACAAACUCUAAAAACAUGUUUUCACUCUGUCAUUAUUGAUCAUGGAGCGUCGACUGAUGCACAGACUGUUGAUGUCAGUGAAAUGUGGGAAACAUACAGGGGUCUGAAAACUGUCUGAAGCUGCUGCAGCUGAAGCAUGUGGAGUUCAGGAAACAGAUGAGAGUGGACACCAUCAUAUCUGACUGGAGACCUCCUGAGGUGAUCGAGAAGUACGUGUCUGGAGGGAUGUGCGGAUACGACAGGGAGGGAAGUCCCAUCUGGUACGAUGUGAUUGGUCCCCUGGAUCCCAAAGGUCUGUUGCUGUCGGCAACCAAGCAGGACUUCCUGAAGACCAAGAUCAGACACACAGAGAUGCUGCGGCAGGAGUGUCAGAGGCAGACCGAGAAGCUGGGGAAGAACAUUGAAGCCAUCACUCUGAUCUACGACUGUGAAGGACUGGGACUCAAACACAUCUGGAAACCGGCCAUUGAGGCGUACGGAGAGAUCCUCACCAUGUUUGAGGAGAACUAUCCAGAGGGGCUGAAGAGGGUGUUUCUGAUCAAAGCUCCCAGGAUGUUUCCUAUGGCCUACAACCUGAUCAAACACUUCCUGUGUGAGGAGACACGGCGCAAGAUCAUCGUCUUAGGAAGUAACUGGCAGCAAGUGUUACGCACACACAUCGACCCAGAGCAGCUUCCUGUGGUGUACGGAGGAACCCUGACUGAUCCUGACGGAGACCCUCGCUGCAGAACCAUGAUCAAGUACGGCGGCACGGUGCCAAGGUCGUACUAUGUUCAGGACUCGGUGAAGGUUCAGUACGACAACAGCGUGACCAUCAGCCGCGGCUCCGUCUUCCAGCUGGACAGUGAUGUCACUGCAGCAGGCAGCCUCCUGAGGUGGCAGUUUGCCAGCGACGGAGCUGACAUCGGGUUCGGUGUGUACCGACGGACCAAAGAAGGCGGCGGUCAGGAAGUGGCCGACAUGCUGCAGGUUCUGCCGAGCCAACGCUACAACGCUCACCUGGUCCCUGAGGACAGCUGCCUCACCUGCCCCGAGCCCGGAGUGUACGUGCUGUGUUUCGACAACAGCUACAGCAUCCUCCAGUCCAAGAGGGUGAGCUACAAGGUCGAGGUCCUCCCUCCUGCAGACGGACAGACGCAGAGUCAACACAGCCGAGGAGACGUGAGGCUGCAGUGAUGGAGACCUCACAUGGAAACACUGACCCCUGACCCCUGACCCCUGUUCCCUGUUAUCACUGACAGUCAUAUCAACACAUCGAGGCUGGAAUAAAAUGAGCAGUGGACUACUAACCCCUCAUUUCUCCCUCCUUGUGCAUUGUGUAUGUAUUAGUUUGUAAUUAUUGAUAAGUGAUUAAAAAGCAAUGUCCCGCCCCCAGCAUCACUGAUGGACUCUCAGUGUGUUUCCAUCCACUUAAGUAAUCAGAUUACUCAGAGAAACUAAGCUGCGUGGGUAAUCGGUGUAGCGACCUGGUUACUGUAAAGAGCAGACACAUUCCUCACAGAGCCAAGAUGGCCGACAUUUACAACCCGACUUAUUUAGACUUGGCCCGGCAUUUCAGCUCAGAAACACUUCAGCGUGACACACACACACACACACACACACACACACACACACACUUAGGCAACAAAAGGAGCAAAGUUACUUUCUGAGGUCAUUGGAGUUGUGUAUCUGACGGUCUGAUCAUUGUACAGUCUGAUAUAUAUAUAUAUAUAUAUAUAUAUAUGUGUGUGUGUUGACAAUAAGAGGAUGUUGAUAAUAAUCUUCUACCUGCUUCUGUAUCUAACCACUGACUUUACUAAAUUAUGUAAAAUUAAAUAAUUAUUUUUUAAUUUAUGGAAACUUUUCAUUUAGUUUUUAGUUUUAAUGUCACUUGUAAUAAAAGCAGAAAUUAUGUAAACAUA